Molecule: messenger RNA, 1334 nt
Organism: Paramuricea clavata
Lineage: Eukaryota; Metazoa; Cnidaria; Anthozoa; Malacalcyonacea; Plexauridae
Source: the annotation of a GenBank genome assembly
AACGAGUACCACGGUAAUGCUUUGCGCGCUUGUGUUUACGUCUGGUAAAUUCCAAUCUCUCUGAAAGCAUUUAAUUAAUUAAUACUAAUAUUACCGCACGAAAAAUGUCGGACUCCGAGUCAGAUCCAGACUUGACCGUUUCGCGAUACGAAGAAGAAGACGAUCUAAACUGUUACGGAUCGCCAGUUCAACAACCUGAUGACAAACAACACAUUCCAGUCGAAAGUGCAGAAAGCCAACUCACCCUGCCAACAGUUGAUACUCAAACUCAAGUGAGUGAUUCAUUCUAGCUAGCUCUGGCAUUGUUUGAUUUUUUAUAUUUCUAUACACGCAAGAUUGGAGGGAACAUGUUAACGAAAAUAGUUUUCAUUUGUUUAGUUUUGUUCUUGCAAGAAUACUUGUAGCAAGAAAAGCGGAAGGAAAAAACAAGGCUGUCCUUGUCAUGAUGAAUCGCUUCAAUGCACUGGGAAGUGCAUUUGCAGAACUAAAAAAUCUGCUUGCAAGAAUAAACAAACCACCGACCAAGACAUGGCAGAUAGAAACACUGGCAGCAGCCGUCGAAGAAGCCAAACAACAAAUUGAGGUAAGGGUAUUUGUUUUAUAGUAUUAAAGUGGCAAGCAUACAAGUAAGUUCUUGUAUUAUUGCCAAUAAUAUAACCUGUUACUAUUUACAUCACAUUUGAAAUAAUUCAGAGUUCAUAUUCGUAUGGUAGACAUAUAUUUAAAUCAUUAUUAAAGAGGAAAAUGAGUUAAUAUAAUAAUAGAAAAUUAAUACCUUUGAGAUGGUACAUGUAUAUUCAAAUGAUAUAAAGGUCCCAUAUUAUAAUCCUUCAAAAUAUGGGGACCAAAUAUGUGCCCAAAAUAAAUCCUUUGAAAAAGUCUUUGGAAUCCCUUUAAAUUCAAUUGGUAUGAACUAAUAAAAUGGACCAGUGGACUAAAAUACACUUCAAAUUAUCAUUGGUCAAUUUCAAUAUCUUGUACUAUUGACAGAGAUCAGAUGAUGUUUCUAUAAAUGUUAUGUGUUCAAACAAUUUCUCACAAGUGAAAUGUUCAGGGAUUUAUUGCUACUUUGAGUGGAGAGGAGGAUAAAAUUCUACUAGAAAUAUUAUCCAAUGGUAAAGGAAGCUUAGACUAUGCCAAGAACCUGGUGCAAUUUGGGGAACCCCCACCAGUACAGCCUUCAACAAAACCAGCUUGGUGUGUAUGUGGAAUAUGCCGGCCCAUGCCAACAGAGGAAGAAAACAAUCGUUCUGGGAAAAUCAGGUGCACAACAUCAUUUAUGACAUUCCCGAGCGCUUGCCUUGAUAGAGAUAUUUUGGUCAUGGCUAUUAGGG